Messenger RNA from Brienomyrus brachyistius, 14139 nucleotides. It is a transcript of the gene dnah10, whose product is annotated as dynein axonemal heavy chain 10. The record is from RefSeq and is a predicted model, not a curated record. Gene Ontology annotation, molecular function: dynein intermediate chain binding; ATP binding; dynein light intermediate chain binding. Gene Ontology annotation, biological process: microtubule-based movement. The transcript is spliced from 79 exons. NCBI's taxonomy places the organism in Eukaryota, Metazoa, Chordata, Actinopteri, Osteoglossiformes, Mormyridae. The coding region runs from base 194 to 14029 and encodes 4611 amino acids. Gene Ontology annotation, cellular component: dynein complex.
AAAGUACCAAAAAUAAAUGGGGGGAGUGGCUGUGGAAGAGGAACUAGAAUCAAGAGGAAGUGAAGCUACGUGGUUGCUAUAGCAACACCAAACUUCCAACUUCAGGAACUGAGAGGUUCCGACGGUUUGGACAUCCUCAGACCCCGUCGGCGGGUGUAAUUUCGGUAGUUCGUGUGCCGGUUGGAACGAGAAGAUGGAAUUUGACGACCCCCGCGUUGAGUGGAUACGAAACCGCGUGUGCGCCGCUUUCUACCUGCCAGAAGCGGGUUGCUUCAAGGAGCUGCUGGGGAGAGGGGAUGGGGAAGAGGAGCAGAAGAUCGCCCGGUUUCUGAACGAGGUUACGGCUGAGGAGUCCACAUCUAUGCUGCUUUUCUUCAAAACGGUGCGGGAGGAGGAGGUCGAAGUGGAAGUACAGGUCGUAGAAGAUGCAGAGGACUUUGUAAAUGGGGAUGGCAUCACUGAGAUGGAGGGUCAAGCCAUCCUGUGCGAGUCCACUGAGCCUCGGAGUGAAAGAGAAAACAGUGACCAUGUGGGUGAUUCUCUUAGUGUCACACCUGGAUUUGGGACAAUCCCAGACGUUGAACACAAGAAAAGUCUCACUAGGAUUGAGGUCCAGACUCUGUAUCACAUAGAGCUGCAUGUGGCCAUCAACACUGUCCCAGAGAUGUUCACAAAGUCCAGUAUCUUUUACUUCCUUCGAAACACCAGAGAGACCAUCAUUGAGCCACUGGAUAUAAACGAAGCCAACAAUUUGAUGCCACGAUUGCUGGAGACAGGAAUGCUGAAUGGACACUCCUUGCUGAUGCUGAAGAAUGUUCUCUGUCACGUAUGUAUACCACAACUCACCAUCAACCAGCUAAAGGUCUCUGGUGGUGGCUACAACCAGGUGGAGCAGCUAGCCAAAGCCAAGGACCUGCAACACAGGUCUGAAGCAGAGGAAUUCACAGAGCCGAAACCCAUGGAAUCAUACAGUGCGCACGUGAUUCGGGAUGAACUUCUGAACAGCGUCCACAAGUUCCACAGCCACAUUGAUAGAACUCUCCAGCAGGUGGAAGGUGAGAUCAAGCUCUUUAUUCCUGAGAUGGACCUGGCCCAGGAGGCAGAUCUGUUGGCUUCCAUGCCAGAGGUUGUGGAGAAGUUGGAACAAUGUGUGAUAAAUUGGCAGACCCAGAUCUUCAUAGUCAUUGAGGAACAGCAGAAGAAGAAACCACAGGCCCCAGGCCCCAUGGCAGAAAUAGACUUCUGGCGAGAACGGGCUGCAGUCCUAAGUGCCUUGAACGAGCAGCUGAAGAUGCCUGUGGUGAGGAAGGUCUUGGAUGCAGUGAACCUUGCCAACCCGGUCGUCAUGCAGAACCUGGAACUGACCAUGUUGGAUCUUGGAAAGUUGCAUGUAGAAGCAGUGGAGAAUGUGCGCUUCCUCAGCACUUUGGAGAGGCACUUCAAGAACCUGGCCACAGGGUCAAACUUUCGUGUGGUCCUGGAGACUAUCCCAGUGAUGAUGAAUGGCAUCCGCAUGGUGUGGAUCAUCUCCAGCCACUACAACAAGGAUGAGCGGCUGGUGCCACUGAUGGAACGCGUCGCCUGGGAGCUGUCGGAACGGGUGGCAAGAGUGGUCAGCGUCCGCUCUAUCUUCAGAGACAGGCGAGAUGUGGCGAAAGCCAAAGCCUACGACGGAAAGCAGGUGCUGGAGCUGUGGAAAAGCUGCUACAUGGACGUGCGAGCAAAGAUCGAGAUGUCGGGCCGGGACUCGCGCUGGGAAUUUGACCGCAAGAAGCUGUUUGAACGGACGGACUAUAUGGCCACCAUCUGCCAGGAUAUUUACGACAUACUGCAGAUUCAAGAGGAGUUCUGCAACAUUUUUGGCCCGGAGCUAAAGGCAGUGACCGGCGAACCCAAACAGAUUGACGAGGUGCUCAGCAGGGUGGAUGACUUGGUGCUGCCCAUGGAAGAGCUCAGCUUUGACCCAUUCAGCAUCGAUAGUGCAAGCAGCUGGAAGCUGAUGAUGCAGGACUUCAGGACUAAAGUCCAGACCAUAGAGGGAGUAGCCAUCGAAUUCAUAAACCAGUCUUUCAAGAUGCUGCGCUCAGCAGAGACGGCCUUCGACAUGCUGCUGAAGUUCAAGCAUAUUCGCUCCAGGGACACCAUUAACACCCAGAUGAUGAAGAAGUUCAAUGACAUUCUGGCACAAUAUUGCAAAGAGGUGGAUACCAUCAGCAGGCUGUUUGAGCAGGACAAGGACAAUCCCCCGCUGAACAAAAACCAGCCACCUGUAGCCGGAAGCAUUUACUGGGAGCGCUCACUCUUCCAUCGGAUCAAACACACCAUCAUCCGCUUCCUCGAAGUGCCAGAGAUGUUAGAGGGAGAGCAGGGCAAAGCGGCCAAGCAGAAGUACCUGGAAGUAGGGAUGAAAAUGAAAGAAUAUGAGGUGGAGAAGCAUGAGCGUUGGCAAGAAGAAACAAAGCAGAUCGUCCCCUUGCUGAUGAAAAGAACCAUAUUAAUCACUCGCAACAGCUCCGAGACUGACACUAGGGACCCAGCCGCCCCUGAGCUGAUUUUGCCUGUGGGGGACCAAGAUGUGAAGAGGGAUGUUUACUUUUUGGUAAACUUUCCACUUGAGCUGAAGGAGAUCAUCUCCGAGACCAAGUAUAUGGAACGACUGGGAUUCCCUGUGCCUGACCUUGCACGCAACGUCGCAUUGCAGGAGGAAAGGUUCCUCAGGUCCGUUGAUGGGCUGAAGAACCUGGUGAACCGCUACCAAAGCCUGAUAGAUUCCCUGGACGACGCAGAGUUUCUCCUUUUGGCCGAGCAAAUCCACGAGCUGAGGAGGGUGAUGCGCGCUGGACACAGGCAGCUCAACUGGAACGCCCUCGGCAUCUCUGAGUUCAUCAGUCGUGGUGCCCUGGCCAUCUCUAAGUUUGAGUCACUAGUAAACCAAAUUAAGAAGAACGAGAGGGAUAUUGAAGUCAAAUUGCAAUCCAUCGAAUCCGCAAACCUGUUCAAGUUCCCAACCCCUGACAGAGCACAGGGGCUACCAGGAGUGAAGGAGUUUUGUGAGCUGAUUGAGCAAGAGAGAGCCAAAGAUGUGAACCACCUGAGCAGGAAGUACAGUGCCAUUGGCCCCCUGCUGACCAAAAUGGAGAGCCUAAUUAUGCAGACCAACAGCGGUAAAGCAAAGCGAAUGGCCCCGUAUUAUGGCCACUGGGAACGCAAGGUCUGUGAUGCCCUCAUCAAAAUGUUGCUAAGGAACUUUCAGGGUUUCAAUGCAGCCCUGUUGGGUGACGUCGCUCUGUUUAAGAUCGAGACGAUCCUCUCUGCGCCAGAAAUCGUGCUGCAUCCAAAAAGCAGCGAGGUGUACAAGCUUUUAAUGCAGUGUGUCCGAGACUGUGUGGAGAGCACCAGGCGGUUUGUUCGCUGGAUGCAUGGAACCUGCAUAGAGUGCCCCCCUCAACGCGUUGACGGUGAGGACGAACCUGUGGUGUUCAGUUUCUACACCGACAUGUGCCAGCACCCAGAGGUUAAUGAACAGGCCCUGGCCAUCUCCCAGAAUGCACAGCGCCUACUGAGUACCGUGGGUCGCUACCUUGGCCGCUGGAAGCGGUACCGGCCCCUGUGGAAGCUGGAUAAGGCCAUUGUCAUGGAGAAAUUUGCAGCCAAGAAACCUACCUGUGUCGCCUAUGACGAGAAGCUUCAGUUCUAUGCUCGAGUCAGCCAGGAGGUGGCAGCACAGCCCCGUUUGAGGGAUGAGCACAUAAUCCGACUCAAUUUAGAGCCCCUGGCCCACAGUGUACAGGAGAACAUCCAAGCCUGGCUCAGCUCCCUAGGACGUCUGCUCAACCAGUCUGCCCAGGAGGACCUCUUCAGCCUGCGUGACAGGAUGCAGAGGCUGUCAGAGUGUCUGAGGAGGAGGCCAGACACAUUAAAGGACCUGAAAUUUGUACUGGGCACAAUCACUGACAUAAGAGACAUGUCGCUGUCAAUGGAGAUGCAUUUCAUCGACAUUCAGGAGAGAUACAGGACCCUGGGCAUGUACAAAGUGGCGGUGACAGAGGAGGAGAUGGUGCUUGUGGGGAACAUCAGGCAGCUGUGGAACGACUUGCUAGCUGAGUCACGACAAGUGGACCGCAGCCUGGGUCGAGUCAAGAAGAAGUUCACCGAAAUCACGAAGGAGCAGAUUCAGACGUUCAAGCAGGAGCUCUCGGUGUUUGCAGAGAACUUCAGCAUCCGGGGCCCGGGUGCAGCAGGGGACGACAUGGAGAAAGGAGUGGCCAUGCUGAAAUUGUACGAGGCGGAGCUUGCAAGCAUAGAGACCAGCCGCCAGGAGCUGAGUAACGCAGAAAAGCUCUUCGACCUGCCCUUCACCAUGUACCCAGAGCUGCUCGACGUGCAGAAGGAGAUAAAGGGCCUGCAGCAGAUCUACCACAUCUACAAGGCCCAGAAGGCAGCCAAGAUGAAAUGGUCUCAGAUGUUGUGGGUGAACCUGAACAUCGGUCUGCUACAGGAAGGCAUAGAAGGUUUCUAUAAAAGCCUUCGCAUGCUUCCCAAGGACGUGCGAGUCCUUCCGCCGGCCUUCUUUCUGGAGGGUCGCUUGAGGGAGUUCAAGGAGUGUCUGCCCCUGCUUCUGGACCUGAAGAAUGAGGCGUUAAGGGACCGGCACUGGAGAGAACUGAUGGAGCAAACAGGUACAAGCUUCGAGAUGAACCGUGAUACCUUCACCCUGGAGAACAUGUUCACCAUGGAGCUGCACAAAUAUGCUGGCGUCAUCAGCGAUAUUGUCACCUCUGCUGUCAAGGAGCUCAGUAUCGAGAAGGGCGUGAAGGAGGUGAUGGACACCUGGGAGAAUAUGAAGUUCAGCGUGCAGCGCUACUUCAAAGGCACACAGGAGCGUGGCUCCAUACUGGGGGGUGUUGAGGAGAUCCUGCAGAACCUGGAUGACAAUACCAUGAACCUACAGAGUAUGGCCAGCAGCCGGUUUGUUGGGCCCUUUCUGGACACUGUACAGCAGUGGGAGAAGAACUUGUCUCUUAUUAGUGAGGUGAUAGAGGUAUGGAUGCUAGUUCAGCGGAAGUGGAUGUAUCUGGAGAGCAUCUUUAUAGGUGGAGACAUCCGCUCUCAACUGCCUGAGGAGGCCAAGAAGUUUGACAACAUUGACAAGAUGUUCAAAAAGAUAAUGGCAGAAACAAUGAAGGAACCAGGGAUCAAGAAAUGUUGCCUGGCGCCGAACCGACUGUCCGAGCUGCAGAACCUGAGCGACGGGCUGGAGCGGUGCCAGAAGAGCCUGAAUGAUUACCUGGACUCCAAGCGCAAUGCCUUCCCACGCUUUUUCUUCAUCUCAGACGACGAGCUGCUCAGCAUCCUGGGCAGCAGUGACCCAACCUGCGUCCAGGAGCACAUGAUCAAGAUGUAUGACAACAUCGCGUCACUGCGAUUUGAACUCGGGGGGCAGGGAGAGAUGGUGGCGGCAGCCAUGGUGUCAGCUGAGGGGGAGGUGAUGGACCUGCGGCAGCCUGUGCCCGCUGAAGGCCGCGUGGAAGAAUGGAUGUUCAGUGUGCUGCUGGAGAUGAGGAGGACCAACCGCCUCAUCACCAAAGAGGCCGUGUUUCGCUAUUGUGAGGACAGGAGCAGGGUGGACUGGAUGCUGUUGUAUCAGGGUAUGGUGGUUCUGGCUGGCAGCCAGGUGUGGUGGACCUGGGAAGUGGAGGAUGUCUUCAACAGGAUGAAGAAGGGUGAGAAGCAGGCACUGAAGAACUAUGCUAAGAAGAUGCACCAGCAGAUUGAUGAGCUGGUGACCCGCAUCAUGCAGCCCAUGAAGAAAAACGACCGCCGCAAGAUCAACACUGUCCUGAUCAUCGACGUCCAUGCUAGGGACAUUGUAGACAGCUUUGUCCGGGACAGCAUCAUGGAUGCCCGUGAGUUCGAGUGGGAGAGCCAGCUGCGUUUCUACUGGGACCGGGAGCCUGACAGCUUGUUUGUCCGCCAGUGUAGCGCCUUGUUUUCCUAUGGUUACGAGUACAUGGGUCUGAAUGGCCGCCUGGUCAUCACCCCACUGACUGACAGGAUAUAUCUCACACUCACACAGGCCUUGUCCAUGUACCUGGGUGGUGCUCCGGCUGGUCCUGCAGGCACUGGCAAGACGGAAUCUACCAAAGACUUAGCCAAAGCCUUGGCCUUACUGUGUGUAGUCACAAACUGUGGGGAGGGCAUGGAUUACAUGGCGGUGGGGAAGAUCUUCUCAGGUUUGGCCCAGUGUGGGGCAUGGGGCUGCUUCGAUGAGUUCAACCGCAUAGAUGCUUCCGUCCUGUCUGUCAUCUCCUCUCAGAUCCAGACCAUCCGCAAUGCUCUUAUAAUGCACCUCAAGAAAUUCCAUUUUGAAGGCCAGGAAAUUACCUUGGAUGAUCGAAUGGGGAUAUUCAUCACCAUGAACCCAGGGUAUGCGGGACGCACUGAGCUUCCGGAAUCAGUCAAGGCCCUGUUUCGGCCUGUGGUGGUCAUCGUUCCUGACCUGCAGCAGAUUUGCGAGAUUAUGCUCUUCUCAGAGGGCUUCCUCUUGGCCAAGGUACUAGCCAAGAAGAUGACAGUGCUAUACAAGUUGGCACGAGAGCAACUGUCCAAGCAGUUCCACUAUGAUUUUGGUCUGCGGGCUCUGAAGUCAGUGCUGGUGAUGGCAGGAGAGCUGAAACGAGGCUCCCCCGAACUCAGUGAGGAUGUUGUACUUAUGCGAGCCUUGAGGGACAUGAACCUGCCCAAGUUUGUGUUUGAGGAUGUGCCCCUGUUCUUGGGCCUGAUCUCAGACCUGUUCCCCGGGCAGGAUUGUCCUCGUGUUCGCUACCCAAGUUUCAAUGACACAGUGGAGCAGACAUUGCAGGAUAACAAGUAUAUCUUGCUACCUAACCAGGUGGACAAGGUGGUGCAGAUGUAUGAGACUAUGAUGACCAGGCACACCACCAUGGUUGUAGGGCCCACUGGAGGGGGAAAAUCUGUGGUCAUCAGCACCCUUUGCCAAGCCCAAACCAGGUUGGGCUUGCUCACCAAACUGUACUGUUUAAACCCCAAGGCCAUGAGUGUCAUUGAACUAUAUGGAAUCCUGGAUCCCACCACUAGGGAUUGGACCGACGGUAUCCUGUCUAACAUUUUCCGAGAUAUCAAUAAGCCAACUGAUAAAAAGGAAAGGAGGUACAUCUUGUUUGAUGGGGAUGUGGAUGCCCUAUGGGUGGAGAACAUGAACUCGGUGAUGGACGACAACAGGCUGCUGACCCUGGCCAAUGGAGAGAGGAUUCGUCUGCAGAGCCACUGUGCCCUGCUGUUUGAGGUUGGAGACCUUCAGUAUGCCUCCCCUGCCACUGUCUCUCGCUGUGGGAUGGUGUUUGUGGAUCCAAAAAACCUACGUUAUAGCCCCUACUGGCAGAAGUGGGUCAGUAACAGACCCCUCAAGGAACAAGCAGAUCUGAACAGCCUGUUUCAAAAGUAUGUCCCCAGCCUUAUUGAUAUGAUUGUAAGUGGAAUUGUAGAUGGCAGGCAGGCGGAGAAGCUCAAGACUGUUGUUCCCCAGACCGACUUAAACAUGGUGGUGCAGCUAUCCAUGAUGCUGGAUGCCCUGUUGGAGACAGAGGGCUUGGAGGGAAAUGUGCUGGAGUGCUACUUCUUAGAGGCACUGUGCUGCUCACUGGGGGGAACUCUGCUAGACUCGGGGAAACUUAAGUUUGACGCGUUUGUUAAGAAGCUGUCCUGCCUCCCAGUGACCAACAACGACCAGGAGCUCACUGGCCCUGGGGAACUGCCAGGCUCCUUGCCAAGCUUGUUUGACUUUCACUUUGAUAGAACCUUAAAUAAGUGGGUUCCCUGGAGCUCCAUGGUUCCCAAAUACAUCCACAGCACUGAAGUCAAAUUUAUUGACAUUCUUGUGCCCACUGUAGACACCACACGGGUCAACUGGCUGUUGGAACAAAUGGUGAAGAUAAAACACCCUAUGGUAUUGGUGGGGGAGUCUGGUACCUCUAAAACAGCCACAACACAGAAUUUUCUAAAGAACCUUAACACAGACUCAACUAUGAUAUUAAUGAUCAACUUCUCUUCGCGGACAACAUCCAUGGACCUACAGAGGAACCUGGAAGCCAAUGUGGAGAAGAGAACCAAGGAGACAUAUGGUCCUCCUAUGGGAAAGAGACUUCUGGUCUUCAUAGAUGACCUCAACAUGCCAAGGGUGGAUGAGUAUGGCACUCAGCAGCCUAUCGCCCUACUCAAACUAUUGCUGGACCGAGGUGGCAUGUAUGACAGGAGCAAAGAACUGAACUGUAAGGUUCUGAAGGACCUGGGCUUCAUUGCCGCCAUGGGGAAGGCAGGGGGAGGCCGCAACGAGGUGGACCCACGCUUCCUCUCACUCUUCAGUGUCUUUAAUGUCUCCUUCCCCAAAGAGGAGGCCUUGCAUCUGAUUUAUGCCUCUGUCCUUAGGGGCCACACCAAGGCAUUUGAGCAUUGCAUACAACAGAUAUGUGACAAGUUGACAUUUUGCACUUUGGAGCUGUACAAGAACAUUGUUAAGGACCUGCCCCCAACACCCUCUAAGUUCCACUACAUCUUUAACCUCAGGGACCUGUCCAGGGUGUACAACGGCUUGACUCUGACCAAUUCUGAGCGGUUCUUGAGUGUUGCCCAGUUCGUGCGCGUGUGGAGAAAUGAGUGCCUGCGGGUGUUCCACGACAGACUCAUCAACGAGACUGACAAAGCACUAGUCCAAGGCCACAUUAAGAGCCUGAUACAGGAGCGCUUCCAGGAAGAACUUGAGUUUGCUGUGAGGGAUCCCAUUCUGUUUGGAGACUAUAGGACAGCGCUCAAUGAACCAGAACUUCGAGUGUAUGAGGAUAUCCAGGACUAUGACGCCUCCAAAGCCUUGUUUCAGGAGAUCCUAGAGGAGUAUAAUGAGACCAAAACACGUAUGAACCUGGUUCUAUUUGAUGAUGCUCUUGAGCACCUGACACGCGUGCACCGCAUAAUCCGCAUGAACCGUGGACACGCUCUGUUGGUGGGGGUUGGAGGCUCGGGCAAACAGUCCCUCACAAAGCUCUCAGCCUUCACCGCGGGCUGUGAGGUGUUUGAAAUUGUGCUAAGUCGAGGGUAUGGUGAGACCAACUUCCGUGAGGACCUUAGAACAUUGUACCUUAAGCUGGGCAUUGAGAACAAGAAGAUGGUGUUCCUCUUCACUGAUGCUCACGUGGCAGAGGAGGGCUUCCUGGAGCUCAUCAACAACAUGCUCACCUCAGGCAUGGUUCCUGCAUUGUUCCCCGAUGAGGAGAAAGAGUCUAUCCUGGGCCAACUUCGUGACGAGGCCCUGAAGAUGGGUGUCGGGCCAUCCAAGGAGAACAUCUGGCAGUACUUUGUCAACAAGAGCGCCAACAAUCUCCACAUCGUCCUGGGCAUGUCCCCGGUGGGGGACACGUUGAGGACACGCUGCAGGAAUUUCCCAGGGCUGGUGAAUAAUACCGGAAUUGACUGGUUCUUGCCUUGGCCUCCCCAAGCUCUGCACGCAGUGGCCCAGUCCUUCCUAGGCGAAAACCCCAUGCUACCCAGCGCACACGUGGAGGCGGUCAUCAGCCAUGUCUGCAGGGUGCAUGGCUCUGUUGGGGAAUACAGCAAGAAAUUCCUGCAGAAACUGCGCCGCAGCAACUUUGUAACCCCAAAGAACUACCUGGACUUCAUCAGCACCUAUAUCAGCCUGCUGAAAGACAAAGACCAGUACAUACUGGCCCAGUGUAGACGCCUGGAAGGAGGGCUGGAUAAGCUGAAGGAGGCAAGCAUUCAGCUUGCCCAGCUUAACACCAAGCUGGCGGAGCAGAAGGUGGUCCUUGCCGAGAAGUCUUCCGCCUGUGAAGUGCUCCUGCAAGAAAUUUCCAUCAACACUGCUGUGGCGGAGGAGAAGAAGAAGCUGGCGGAGGACAAAGCAAGGGAGAUCGAGGAGCAGAACAAGGUCAUUGCCGUUGAGAAGAAAGACGCAGAGAGCUCGCUGGCAGAGGCCCUGCCUGCCUUGGAGGCGGCCCGCAUCGCUCUGCAGGACCUGGACAAGUCCGACGUCACGGAGAUCAGGUCGUUUGCGAAGCCGCCCAAGCAGGUGCAGGUAGUGUGCGAGUGCAUCUUGGUGAUGCGUGGCUACAAGGAGAUCAGCUGGAAGACGGCAAAGGGCAUGAUGUCAGAGGCCAACUUCUUGCGGUCUUUAAUGGACAUGGACUGUGACUCUAUCGCCUCCAGUCAGGUCAAGACAGUCAGAGGCUUCCUGAAGACCCUCAACACCAGUUUUGAGGAGAUGCAGGCCAUCAGCAAGGCCGGUUCAGGAAUGCUGAAGUUUGUGGAGGCUGUAAUGGGAUACUGCGAUGUUGCCAAGGAGAUCAAGCCUAAGCGAGAUAAGGUCGCACGGCUGGAGAAGAAUUUCUUCCAGAGCAAACAAGAGCUGGAACGGAUCCAGAACGAACUGAGUGCCAUCCAGGGGGAGCUGCGGGCACUGGGGGAGAAGUACACAGGCGCCAGGGAGGAGAAGCAGCUGCUGCAGGAUGAGGCCGAGGUCAUGGAGAGGAGGCUGAUCGCAGCCGACAAGCUCAUCUCAGGCCUGGGCUCUGAAAACCAGCGCUGGACAGAUGACCUGGAAGAGCUUAAGCAACGUCGUGUCCGGCUCCUGGGCGACUGCCUGAUAUGUGCUGCCUUCCUGAGCUACGAAGGCGCCUUUAGCUGGGACUUCCGCAGUGAGAUGGUCUACGAGGUUUGGCAGCGGGAUGUACGGGAGCGAGGCAUCCCGCUCAGCCAGCCAUUCCGUGUGGAGAGUCUGCUGACCGAUGAGGUGGAAAUCAGCAGGUGGGGCUCAGAGGGAUUGCCCCCGGACGAGCUGUCGGUGCAGAACGGGAUCCUGACCACGAGAGCCAGCCGCUUCCCCAUGUGCAUUGACCCCCAGCAGCAAGCGCUGAAGUGGAUCAAGAAGAAGGAGGAGAAGAACAACCUAAAGGUCUCCUCUUUCAAUGAUCCAGACUUCCUGAAGCAGCUCGAGAUGGCCAUCAAGUAUGGCUUCCCCUUCCUGUUCCAGGAUGUAGAUGAAUACAUUGACCCAGUCAUAGACAAUGUCCUUGAGAAGAACAUUAAGGGGCCACAGGGGAGGCAGGUCAUUGUGCUUGGAGACAAGGAGGUGGACUAUGACCCCAACUUCAAACUUUACCUCAACACAAAGUUGGCCAACCCUAAAUAUUCGCCUUCAGUUUUUGGGAAGGCAAUGGUCAUCAAUUACACUGUCACUCUGAAGGGUCUUGAGGACCAACUGCUGAGUGUGAUUGUGGGCUUUGAGCGCAAGGAGCUGGAGGAGCAGAGGGAAUGGCUGAUACAGGAGACCAGUGAAAACAAGCAUCUGCUGAAGGACUUGGAGGACUCACUGUUGCGUGAGCUGGCCACCUCCACGGGCAACAUGCUGGACAACGUGGAGCUGGUGCAUAUGCUGGAGGAGACCAAGGCCAAAGCCAGUGAGGUGUUUGAGAAGCUGAAGCUUGCAGAGACAACCUCAGCAGACAUCGACAAGCUGCGAGACGGCUACCGGCCAGCAGCCAAACGGGGAGCCAUCCUCUUUUUCGUGCUGGCGGAGAUGGCCCUGGUGAACAGCAUGUAUCAGUACUCGCUGGCCUCCUUCCUAGAGGUGUUUGACUACUCUCUGCGCAAGUCUCUGCCCGACUCCUCACUACCCAGAAGGCUGAAGAACAUCAUGAACACCCUCACUCACAACGUCUACAACUAUGGCUGUACUGGACUCUUUGAGAGACACAAGCUUCUAUUUUCAUUCAACAUGACUAUUAAGAUCGAGCAGCUCGAGGACCGAGCACCACAGGAAGAGCUGGACUUCUUUCUGAAGGGGAAUAUGUCCCUCGAGAAAAGCAAGCGGAAGAAGCCGUCCCUGUGGCUGCCAGACCAGGGCUGGGAGGACGUCAUUCGGCUCUCCGAGCUUUUCCCUGCUCAAUUUGGCACUUUGCCCGACGAUGUGGAGAAGCACACCGAUCAAUGGAAAAUGUGGUAUGACCUGGAUGCGCUGGAGCAAGCUCCUUUCCCAAUGAUGUAUGAAGACAAGCUGACCGCCUUCCAGCGCCUCCUGCUGCUGCGUUGUUUCCGUGUGGAUCGAGUUUAUCGUGCCGUCGCUGACUACGUUACAAUCACCAUGGGAGAGAAGUAUGUACAACCACCAGUGAUAAGUUUUGAGGCAAUCUUUGAGCAGAGUACUCCAAACUCCCCAAUCAUCUUCAUCCUAAGCCCUGGCUCAGACCCUGCCAGUGAUCUCAUAAAGCUGGCCGAAAAGUCAGGAUUCGGGGAUAGCCGACUCAGGUUCCUGGCUAUGGGGCAGGGACAGGAGAAGGUGGCGCUGCAGUUGUUGGAGACAGCUGUGUCCCGGGGACAGUGGUUGAUGUUACAGAACUGUCACCUGUUGGUGAAGUGGCUAAAGGAGCUGGAAAAGGCACUGGAGAGGAUCACAAAGCCCCAUCCUGACUUCCGUCUGUGGCUCACCACUGACCCUAUCAAAGACUUUCCUAUUGGCAUCCUGCAGAAGUCCCUCAAGGUGGUUACAGAGCCGCCCAAUGGGCUAAAACUGAACAUGAGGGCAACCUACUUUAAGAUUUCCAAUGAAACGCUGAUGAAGUGCCCCCAUCCAGCCUACCGUAGCCUAGUCUAUGUGCUGGCCUUCUUCCAUGGCGUGGUGCAGGAGCGCCGUAAGUAUGGCAAGAUUGGCUGGAAUGUCCCCUACGACUUCAACGAAUCAGACUUUCAGGUGUGCAUGGAAAUCCUGAACACGUACCUGACCAAAGCAUAUACUCAAGGGGAUGACAGAAUCCCAUGGGGGAGCCUGAAAUACCUCAUUGGGGAGGUGAUGUAUGGGGGCCGGGCCAUCGACAGCUUCGACCGGAGGAUCCUCACUGUCUACAUGGACGAAUACCUUGGAGACUUCAUCUUUGACACCUUCCAGCCGUUUCACUUCUUCCACAAUGACGAGGUGGACUACAGGAUUCCACCCGAUGGCUUCAAGGAGACCUUUGUUGGGGAGAUCGAGCUCCUGCCACUGGCCAACACGCCGGAAGUGUUUGGGCUGCAUCCCAAUGCUGAGAUCGGCUACUAUACACAGGCUGCACGUGACAUGUGGGCUCACCUCAUUGAACUACAGCCCCAGACUGGUGAGACUGGCGGGGGCGUCAGCCGGGAGGAAUACAUCGGCCAGGUGGCGCGUGAUAUCCAGAGCAAGCUGCCCAAACGCUUCGACCUGGAUGUUAUCCGCAAAGGCCUGGGCCCCCACGUGUCUCCCACCUCGGUUGUGCUGCUGCAGGAGCUGGAACGCUUCAACAGGCUGGUGUUGCGAAUGGGCCGAUCACUGGCUGAGCUGCAGAGGGCCCUGGCUGGUGAGGUGGGCAUGAGCAGUGAGCUCGAUGAAGUGGGUCGUGCCCUCUUUAAUGGACAGAUCCCCUCCAUCUGGAGGAGGCUGGCUCCUGACACUCUGCAGUCCCUAGGAAACUGGAUGCCUCAUUUCCAGAGGAGGUUUGAUCAGUACAGCUCCUGGAUAGAGGAUGGAGAGCCCAGAGUGAUGUGGCUAUCAGGGCUGCACAUCCCGGAGUCAUAUCUCACAGCUCUGGUCCAGGCCACCUGCCGCAAAAAUGGCUGGCCUCUGGACCGGUCCACACUCUACACACAAGUGACCCAGUACAGAUCUGAAGAGGAGGUCAACGAGCGACCUGGCCAGGGCUGUUUCGUGUCAGGCCUGUACUUGGAAGGUGCUGACUGGGAUGUGGAGAACGCGUGUCUGGUGCGUAGCAAGCCUAAAGUGCUUGUGGCCCAAUUGCCUAUUCUCAAAGUCAUCCCCAUUGAAGCACAUCGCCUCAAGUUACAGAACACACUGCGGACCCCUGUGUACACGACCUCCAUGAGGAGGAACUCCAUGGGGGUGGGCCUAGUGUUUGAAGCAGACCUCUUUACCACAAAGCACAUCUCUCAUUGGGUGCUGCAGGGUGUUUGUCUAUGCCUUAAUGCCGACUGAAGGUCUGUGUAUCAUUCCAUCUGUCUUUGCCUUAAUGGACACCGAAUGACGAUUUUUCUGACUGUUCAUUUCUUAAUGCUAACUGAGGAUCUGUUUGUAGUGUCUAUCAA